AUGCUCGAAUACAUAUAUAUCUGCCGACAUGGAUUCAGAUCAAAUUGGGUAGAUCCAAAUAUUAAGACUUCACCCACUGGGAUGAACCGGGAUCCACCUCUCGCAGUUUAUGGUCACGAACAAUCCCAAAUCCUCUCUUCUUUCCUCUCAGAUCCAAGUAAAACAGCUCCGUAUCCUACGCCAGAAUUAGUAUUUUCAAGUCCGUUUUAUAGAUGUAUAGAAACUGCUUUGCCUACCGCCAAAGCUCUGGGGAUAGCUGGCGAGGAAGGUAAAGAUGGUGUGAAACUAGAGCAUGGUGUGAUGGAAUGGUAUUCUCCCGUGAUACCGUCAACUGGCUUGCAUCCUCGACCUUCUAAACCUAAUUCCCUCAUCCCCUUUUUCCCUCCUAAUUCCAUUGACCCUUCAUAUUGUUCAACAGUCUUCCCUUCGCGUCGAGGAGAAUCUUUGAAAGAUUUACAUGAGCGAGCUGAGAUAUUCAUCGAAGCUUGGACUGGUAAAGUGGAAUCUACAUGGCCGGAGGUGAAGAGCGUGGUGAUCUUUGCUCAUGCCGCUAGUCUUAUUGCUUUAGGUAGGGCUCUUACAGGGAAUAAAGAACUCAGUGUGACAGCCGGAUGUGCUUCUACAUCAUUGUAUAAACGUAAAUUACCUAUCGGACCAACUGAAAGUUUCGAAUCAACAUUACCAUCACAUCGGCAACCUUACGACUCGAGACCUUCCUCCUCGUUAAAUACACCGUUCUUGACCGCAUUGGCACCUGCUUCACCUGCUUUUGGCAGUUUAAGUGGUAUAGCUACGCCACCUGCUUUUGCACCUCUAUCAAGACCGCCUUCGCCGCCACUCAGAUCCGGCAUCCAACCUUGCGGUGUCGGAGAAUGGGAUAUCAUCUGGAAUGGUAAAGCUGAUUACCUCCCCAAUGGUUUGGAAAGAAAUUGGAGUUUCAAAGAUGUCGUUCUCAAGGAAGACGGUGAAGUCAUUAAUGAUAAGGGUGACGGAGAAGGUCAUGAAGUAGAUGAUGAGUGGCCCGAAGGAUUAGCAGAAGGUGCAGAAGAAUGGUUGAGACGAGGCAGACCUCCAUUUGGUAAUAAUAUCAAGAAAUCCGGAGUCGGUUUAGGUAUCAAUUCGAGGAUGUGA
This is a messenger RNA of Kwoniella shivajii, 1131 nucleotides long. RefSeq lists its product as uncharacterized. The record is from RefSeq and is a predicted model, not a curated record. The coding region runs from base 1 to 1131 and encodes 376 amino acids. The transcript has 5 exons. Lineage: Eukaryota; Fungi; Basidiomycota; Tremellomycetes; Tremellales; Cryptococcaceae.